UCCAACCCCCUCCUCCCCGCUCCCCUCCCCCUGCUCCCAAGGCGAUUGUCAUAUGAUAGCAAAGAAGUGGCACAUUAAUGAAGCGCCUCUACAGGGGUCUUUUCUGCUCAUGUCACCACAUAAAACUAUCAGAUGGUUAGAGGAAGGACAUGGAGGCAACUACUUAGCUCAUCGCGGCUGCAGAAAAGCAUACAAGGCUCUGCCACAGUCCAGCUGCCGGUGGUGUAAAAGAAGCUGAUUGAGCCUGCGGAGAAGAAGGGAGGGGUAUACAGGAGGAUUCCCAAAACCAAGUCAGUUCGCUGCCUCCUCAGGACUAAACCGGAGCAGAGUGGCCGGGAAAGGAGCGAAACGCGCCGGCAGAGCGAAGCGGUAAAGAGCCCGGACUCCCAGCUACGUCCCGGAUGCAGACUGUCAACUUCCAUCAACUUUAAGAUCUCCGCGGGUCCCCUAGCGAAGAUGCCUCGCCCGGGCAGAAACACUUACAGUGAUCAGAAGCCUCCCUACUCCUACAUCUCUCUGACCGCCAUGGCGAUCCAGAGCUCCCCGGAGAAGAUGCUGCCCCUGAGCGAGAUCUACAAGUUCAUCAUGGACCGCUUCCCCUACUACCGGGAGAACACGCAGCGCUGGCAGAACUCCCUCCGUCACAACCUCUCCUUCAACGACUGUUUCAUCAAGAUCCCGCGCCGCCCCGACCAGCCAGGCAAGGGCAGCUUUUGGGCGCUGCACCCCAGUUGCGGAGACAUGUUCGAGAACGGCAGCUUCCUGCGCCGCCGCAAGCGCUUCAAGGUGGUCAAGUCGGACCACCUGGCCCCAAGCAAACCAGCGGACGCGGCACAGUACCUGCAGCAACAGGCGAAGCUGCGGCUCAGCGCGCUGGCCGCAACCGGCACCCACCUGCCCCAAAUGUCCACGUACAACCUCGGCGUAUCUCAGCCUUCCAGCUUCAAGCAUCCCUUCGCCAUCGAGAACAUCAUCGCUAGAGAGUACAAGAUGCCCGGCGGCAUCGCUUUUUCCACCAUGCAGCCCAUGCCUGCCGCCUACCCCCUCCCCAACCAGUUGACUACGGUGGGCAGCUCCAUUGGCACGGGCUGGCCCCACAUGUACAGCUCCAGCAUGAUCGACACCGCCACCCCUAUCUCCAUGGCCAGCGGCGAGUACGGCGCCUAUGGCGUGCCCAUUAAACCACUCUGCCAUGGGGGGCAGACUUUGCCGGCCAUCCCUGUCCCUAUUAAACCUACUCCCGCUGCGGUGCCGGCCCUUCCCGCUCUUCCCGCGCCCAUCCCCACCAUCCUCUCGAACUCGCCGCCGUCUCUCAGCCCCACGUCCUCGCAAACGGCCACCAGCCAAAGCAGCCCGGCCACCCCCAGCGAGACUCUCACCAGCCCGGCACCCGCCCUGCACUCCGUGGCGGUGCACUGACCCGGGCCACCUGCACGGACUCCACCGUUCUCCUUCCCUCGAAGUUUCCUUGGAGUUCUCCUCCCUCCCCUUCCCCCCCCCCAACUCCGCGUCUUUCCUUCCUCCUCUCUCCUCUUUUCCUCGAAAGCAGAGACAACUCCCCGCGAGAAACUGAAUUUGCUGUGAGCUGCCUUUCUGCUUCGCCCCUUCGGCCAUGCCCGCCUUUGAGUAUCGGCUUCUUUCUUGCUUCUGAACUUUGUUUUCCACUCGUCUGAGGCAAAACGAACCGACCCGGCCCGGUCCCCUCCCGUCCUGGUAGGAACUGCCAUAUGCAUCACUACUUCUCCAAAAGUACUUCAGGCAUCUUCGAUUUGCCGGGAACCAGGCAAGCCUGGCCCGACAAUACCUCUUUCCUUUCUUUUGUCUGGGAAAGAGCUGGGGUUCAUAUGAAACCGACCCUUAAAACCAUAAACAGAGUGAAAUGGCUGCACGAUAGCAGCGCCGUUUCCAGCCUCCAAGCGGCAAACGCUUGGACCUUGGAAACGCCGGGAAGUACUCGUGUCCUUUGUGUGGGUGCGUGUACGUUGGUGUCUGUUGGCCAAAGGGCGGGAUUUCCGCGGGGCAGCGCUGUGGGACCCGCAGCCUCCGUCGCCCCUCUACAGGAGCGGUGCGCUGGCAGCCGGGCCCUGCAAGCGAGCAGGCAGGCGGGCGCGGACGCCGUGCAAGGGACAGGCAACCCUUCACUCAUUCCAUACCUACAUUGUUUACAAAGCGCCGGUGUUAAUGUAAAUAUUGAACUUGCAUCCGCACUGUAAAUCGGAUGAAGUCCCUUUGCAGUACCUGUUGUAACGUGAAUAUUUACUGUAGUUCACAAGUGGAAGAAAAGUUGAUUUUGAUGAACCUGAAGGUUUGGGGAGCUGAGGGUUUCUUGGGUUAUUUUCUAUUUUUAAAUUGGUAGCUAUUUAUUUCAUAUCUUAAAACCAAAUGAUAAUAAUAAAAAAACAUGUUACCAAGCACACAACUCAGCACAGCUUAAGAAAAGCUGCUGAAGUCACUUGUAGAAUAUGGAGAAGAAAUAAAACAGCAGGUACAAACUAUGUAGGUCAUUCUGAUUUCCGCUGGAGCUUUGCAGACGAGAGGGGGGGGGGGGGGGGCUAAGGAAACUGUAAAUGCUUGUGCAUAGGAAUGAUUAUAAAACGUGUAAAAUGCACUUUUGUUUGAUAUACUCCUUUCUAGUUUUAGGUAGUUUGCUGGAAACUGAACUGUUGUUCUGUUGUGAACUGCUUAAGUCAAGAGGAAAGAAAAAAACAAAAACAAAAAAACCCCUCCAAACCCAGCAUUAGUGUCUAUUGAAAUUGUAAAGACAUUUCUAUUUUUUCCUGUAUAGAAUAAGCAUGACAUUUAAAAUAUUGGUGUUCUUGUUCCCAGCAUGUGUGUUUUAAGACAAAGGUUAUAAAAGUGUCUACAUUAAAUUAUGAACCUAGUCAUCCAAAUAAUAUUUUCUCAUUAAAAC
Molecule: messenger RNA, 2911 nt
Organism: Pogoniulus pusillus (Red-fronted tinkerbird)
Lineage: Eukaryota; Metazoa; Chordata; Aves; Piciformes; Lybiidae
Gene: FOXB1
Product: forkhead box B1
Exons: 2
Coding region: 457-1419 (320 amino acids)
Biological process (GO): regulation of transcription by RNA polymerase II; cell differentiation; anatomical structure morphogenesis
Molecular function (GO): RNA polymerase II cis-regulatory region sequence-specific DNA binding; DNA-binding transcription factor activity, RNA polymerase II-specific
Source: RefSeq, a predicted model, not a curated record